This is a messenger RNA of Cadophora gregata, 1386 nucleotides long. RefSeq lists its product as uncharacterized. The record is from RefSeq and is a predicted model, not a curated record. Bases 1 to 1386 code for a protein of 461 amino acids. Lineage: Eukaryota; Fungi; Ascomycota; Leotiomycetes; Helotiales; Ploettnerulaceae. The transcript has 2 exons.
AUGAGUGUCCCAAGUUCAAGAGAGGCGAACAUUCCAGAGCUGCAGGCUAGGAUCGCCCUUCUUCAAUUGUGCAACAAGACGCCAUCACCUCCGACUGAGCAUCUUCCGCAUGACAUAGCCAUCAAUUCGAGCUCUCGUAUCUUGCCAUUUAUCAAGGAGAAAGAGCUGGUGAAAACAUUAGCCUUUCUAGCCAGUACUACUGAUGACCCGGGGAGAGUGGUUGCAGUAUGUGUUGAAGAGGGAAGAGAUGGCCGAUCGAUGACCAUCAAACUGGCUAUUAAUAACGGAGGGCUGGUUGAUGUGGUCAAAGGGUUCAAGAAAAUGGGUGAGAUAUUGCAGAGAAUCGCGCAGAAAGACGACAUCGCAGACAUUAGCGAAAGCAAUCUUCUUAGAGAAGCCGUCAGACUCAACCAGUGUAGAGUUUUGUGUCGCUUGAAGUCAAAACAUGCAGUGCUCAAAUGCAGGAACGGUAAGGCAAAGAUGGAAAAACCGAAGGUCAUCCCGACACUUGCUCAAGCAAUCGCUGCAUUUGGUUCCAGCACCAUUGGUGAGCUUCCCUCAGAAGAAGGUCAACAACUCAAGGAGAAUGUUGGCGAAAUGAAGAGACUUUUCGAGAGGCUUGAAAUCCUCACCAAGGCAGACGCAACAUCCGAACAAGGCAUGCGUAUACUUAGCGACAUUAUUCUGGCCGCGCAUCGUUUAUAUAGGUCAAAUGCACUUCAUCCACUUUUAAAUCUCUGUAGAUUUGAAGAUGAGCAGAAGUCUGCUAUCCGUCGAACCAUCGACAAGCUCAGUCGAUACAGCACGGCAUCGGCAUUUCUGUUUGAAGCUGCAUCUCGCUUCUACAUCUUCAGAAAUAUCACGGUUCAGGUGGUCAAACUGCCUCCAAAGCCAAUGCUUCGCGUCGACGAGCCAGCCCUGUAUGUCAAUGGCGUUGUCAGCGGUCUUUUCUCCCAGCAACAAGCCCAGCAUGCUAUUUCGAGAUUUCGAGACCGCCUCAAGAAGAAAAAGGUCAAUCAUAACAAAUUUUGCGAGUUGGUUUUCUCAACAAAGUAUGUCGUCCAUGCUGAAAUGCAGCUCUUAUUUCACUACGAGCUCCACGCCUGCACAUUUCCACCCAGGGUGAUCUGUUCUGGCAAGAUGGCCUGUUUUCUGUGUAGCCUCUUUCUCAAGCAGCAUGGGAAAUUCUACAUUCCUAGCACGCAUGGAAGAGUAUAUGAGAAGUGGAUACUCCCGAAGUGCCUAGGGGAUCUUCAGGGUGCCAUUGCCGAUCAAAUGCUGCCGAUUGUUUCGAAAUUUAACGCUGCACUCGAAGAGGUACUCAAGAGAGAGAUAUUGACGCCUUCCAAGACUAUUCCGCAACCCAAUGAGAGUCAUAUUUUCUAG